AAGUCCACAACCUGGACAUGUGCCCUGAUGGGGAAUCGAACCACAGCUUCUCCUGGUUCACAGAUCAACACUCAACCCCUGAGCCUCGCUGGCCGGGCUGGGUGACCUGGUUUGGGCCCGGGAGACACCAUGUGUGAGCUCAGUGCUACUGGCUCCAUCCUCCGGCUCUCUGAUCAGGGUGCAGGGACCCAGGGCUGGUUUUUGUCAGAAGCAACCCACACACCUUGCAGAUUAUGGCUGAUCAGAUUGUGUUUGUCCAAACAAGGGCAGACCCUGCAGCUUUUAGAUGAUUCUAGAAGCAUCCAGUUCUGCAGGAGGCCUCUAAGAGAUCUGUGUUAGUUCCUUCACACACAUGCACAAUUGUCGCUGAAAUUUGGGGCAGGACUCAUGUCUUUUCUCCACUCCACCAUUUGGAAGGUCACUGAGAAAAGGUGGGAUAUGUCUCCAGCCGAAAAGCAAUGUUACGUUUACAAGGGAAAGAAGAAAUCUGGAGCUUCUCCUUGAAUUUGCUGACAAUUGAGGGUUUUGUGGAGUCGUUUGGGCAUCUUGGGCCAUUUUUCAGGAAAAGGUGAGAAGGCGUGUGAAGUCCAGCUUGCCAAGCACCCUCCGGCAGAGGAACCCGGCCCUUCUGUGCAGACGAUUUUUGCGGGCUUCAAGUUUUGGGGGGAAAACAAACACAAACGCUCCUCCCCGCGAGGGGCGGGGCGAGGCCUAGGCGACGCACCAAUCAGAGCACGCCCCGCCCUAUAUAAGGCGUGAGGGCCCCCCUCCCGGCGCUUGACCCUCCUCCCUGGCUCUCGUCUGUGGACCCUCCGCCCUGUGAUGUCCGAGACGGCCCCUGUGGACCCGGCUGAGCCUGGCCCGGCUUUCAUGGCGAAGCCGAACAUCAAGAAGCGAGGGAAGAAGCAGGUGGGCCUGGCGGGUGUGACUCGCAAGACGCCCAGCCCGUCGGUGUCCAAGGUGAUCACGGAGGCCUUGUCGCUGUCCCAGGAGCGGGCGGGCAUGUCGCUGGCCGCGCUCAAGAAGGCGCUGGCGGCCGCGGGCUACGACGUGGACAAGAACAACAGCCGCAUCAAGCUGGUGCUCAAGAGCCUGGUGAGCAAGGGCACCCUGGUGCAGACCAAGGGCACCGGCGCCUCGGGCUCCUUCCGGCUCAGCAAGAAGGCGGUUCCCGAGCUGGUCAAGGUCAAGAAGGCCGCGGCCGCCAAGGGCAAGAAGCUGGUCUUGUCCCGGGAGUCCAAGUCCCCCAAGAGCUCCGGCGCCAACAAGAGAGCUCAGAAGCCGCGGGCAUCGGCAUCCCCGAAGGCCGCCCGAGGCGUCAGGAAGGCGGCGGGGCCCAAGGGCCGGCCCCCGCGGAAGAGCCCGGCCAAGGCCAAGGCCGACAAGCCCACGGCCGGGAGGCCCAAGGCGACCCAGCAGAAGACCAAGCCCAGGAAGGGAGCCUCUAAGAAGUAAAAGGCCCAUCUUCGAGAGAAAAAGGACACAAAAUAAACCCAAAGGCUCUUUUAAGAGCCACCCAAGUCACAGUAAAACGGCACAGCACUGGGGGCUGCUGGGAGUUCAUGGCCGCCAGGUCAACCUCCUUGCAAGCGUGCGAUGAGAUGUUUGGUUAGACGCGGACAGGCCGAUUAGGACCUACAUGUGCGCAGUUCUGCCUAAAAUACUCCACGCUGCCCGGCUCCAGAUGCCGGCGUGUACCCUCUGCUAGAACACCUCGUGCCUGUGUCAACUUCGGCUUUUCCGGAAGUGCCAGUGCUAUGUAGAGAGGGGUGGAGAGCUGCCCAGAGCCCCAACAUACCCAAAUUUUUCUUUGACAAGUGCCACAUUGCGUUUUACUUUUAUGAGGUGUCAUCCUAAUGGGGUUUUGUUGAUUACAGAGAGGGAGAGGGGAGCAUCAACGAGGAGAAUCGGCUGCCUCCUGCACUGGGCCCCACUCGGGAUCGAGCCCACAACCCGGGCAUGUGCCCUGACCUCCUGGGUCAUAGGUUGAUGCUCAACCACUGAGCCAUGCCAGCCGGGCAAAAGGUUGUUUCUUAAGUCUGGUGUCCACGGGCAUUGUAGAGGUCAUACACAGAAAUCAAAGUGCCAGAAUUUGGAUUAUAAAGAAUUUUUUUUACAUCUUUAAUGUUAAACUGGUUUUAUUUACAUUAUGAGUGAGUGAUUAGCCAGUAAAAGUCACAAAUAUUUACAGUAGUCACAAGAGUAUUGAAAUGCUAUUUAUCCUUAUUUCCAUAGUAUAUAGUUACUAUGCUAUUGUCACAUUUUUUAAAAGUUGGUUUGAUAAUAUGAUUGCUCUGUUUAAUACGAUUGUGGCUCCAUGUAUUUUAUUUAGGAAGAGUGUAUAGGUCAGCCGUGGGCAAACUACAGCCCGCGGGCUGGAUUCGGCCCGUUUGAAAUGAAUAAAACUAUUGAAAAAAAAGACCGUACC
This is a messenger RNA of Myotis myotis, 2428 nucleotides long. RefSeq names its product histone H1t-like. The record is from RefSeq and is a predicted model, not a curated record. Gene Ontology annotation, cellular component: nucleus; nucleosome. Lineage: Eukaryota; Metazoa; Chordata; Mammalia; Chiroptera; Vespertilionidae. Gene Ontology annotation, molecular function: structural constituent of chromatin; double-stranded DNA binding; nucleosomal DNA binding. The transcript has a single exon. Bases 823 to 1455 code for a protein of 210 amino acids. Gene Ontology annotation, biological process: chromosome condensation; negative regulation of DNA recombination; nucleosome assembly.